Vicia villosa (hairy vetch) is the source of this 1599-nucleotide messenger RNA. RefSeq lists its product as uncharacterized. Gene Ontology annotation, biological process: DNA repair; DNA replication; DNA recombination. Gene Ontology annotation, molecular function: DNA binding. The coding region runs from base 1 to 1599 and encodes 532 amino acids. The record is from RefSeq and is a predicted model, not a curated record. The transcript is spliced from 11 exons. Gene Ontology annotation, cellular component: nucleus. NCBI's taxonomy places the organism in Eukaryota, Viridiplantae, Streptophyta, Magnoliopsida, Fabales, Fabaceae.
AUGGCACGACCGUUGGAAAAGAUCUCUGAUGUUAACGAUGAAAAGGAACUUUGGAAAGUUGCUGUUAAAAUACAUCACAAGUGGAGUGUCAUCUCUAACAACAGGGAACAUUUUGAAAUGGUUGUUUAUGAUUCUGAGGGAAGUGAUAUCCAUGUUAUCGUACCUCCCGUUUACAGGCAAAAUUUUGAUUCGGUGUUUGUUGUUAAUGAUACUUACACUAUUGCGAACUUCCAAGUUCAGCUGAAUGAUCUGCUGUUCAAACCUUCUGCUCACAAGUACCUCCUUAGAUUUACUGGUGGGACAAAAGUUGGGGAUAGAAAUGUGCAUCAGAUUCAGGAAAAGGCUUGCAGACUCACUCCUUUUCUUGAUAUUUUAACUGGGAAAUGGAAUAAGGAUCAACUUUUAGAUGUUAUCGGAGUGGUUGAUGAAAUUGGGUACACACAGGUCCAGGUUGGAAGUAAAAAGCAACAGGUCAACUUUGUCAUUCGCGACUUGAGCAACAACACUAUCACGGUUACGUUAUGGGAGGCGUACGCGGUGCAGUUUAUGAACUACGUUGAACAGCAGGUCGAUACUGCAAUUCCUGUUGUGGUUAUGAUUCAAUAUGCAAAGGUCAAAGAAGCUUUUGGCAAAUAUCCUCUAUCUGUUACCAACACUUACAAUGUCACCAAAUUGGCUAUUAAUGAAGACGUGGAGACAAUCAAACAAUUUGCCAAAAUGCUUACACAGGAUACUAUAGUGGCUGUCUCAGGCCUUCUCAGUCAUCAGUCUCAGGGAAGGUCGCAAAACUCAUAUAGUUCUCGCCAAUCACCUACCCAAAAGUUGUUGUCUAAUGUUGUUCUUCUUCCACUUGAGCAGAUAGUUAAACUCAAAGACACUACUUUUUGUGCCACGGUUGCUACAAUUGCAAAAAUUGUUGCUUCAAAAUAUGGCUGGUACUACCAGGCAUGCCAUGAGUGCCCAAAUAAAGUCACUGGUGAUAGACCUCCGUACAAGUGUGUCAAGGGACAUGAGACUGAAACUGCCAUUUUCAGGUAUAAAAUAGAGGUGGGUGUUCUUCAUGCUGGUACAAAAUGCAAGUUUGUUUUAUGGGACAAGGAGAGUGAAGACCUAUUGGAAGUCUCGGCUGCUCAUAUGCGCGAAACAAUGUUUCAGGCUGGAAUAUUUGAUCCCCUCGAUUUUCCCCUGGCACUCGACAAGCUCCUUGAACAGGAACUUGCCUUCAAGGUCAAGUGGCAACCAGAUUGGUCUAAUUGCUCGGUCAUCAUGUUAGUGAAAGAUAAACCUGUUGUGGAUCAACUAAAAUCUGAAUGGGUGGAGGCGACUACAGUUAAUUCACAACAGCUUUCUGCCCCAGUGAACCAUAUAAAAGAGAGUGUUGAUGAGGCUGUUCCUGUUGAUGAUUCCGACAUUGUUACGGAUCCUGAAAUAACUUCCAAAUUGCACGGUGAACCGGUCACACCUACGGCAAAAAGACAGAGCCCCGAUCCAUCCAUUGAAUCUACAUGUCAUGCAACACACAGCGAAGGAGAUUUGUCUUCGACUAAACUUAAGAAACCAGCCAGAAUCACCAGGAAAUUAGUGAAGAUUGAAAAAUAG